Rhincodon typus (whale shark) is the source of this 919-nucleotide messenger RNA. It is a transcript of the gene mrpl58, whose product is annotated as mitochondrial ribosomal protein L58. The coding region runs from base 430 to 807 and encodes 125 amino acids. Lineage: Eukaryota; Metazoa; Chordata; Chondrichthyes; Orectolobiformes; Rhincodontidae. Gene Ontology annotation, molecular function: translation release factor activity. Gene Ontology annotation, cellular component: mitochondrial large ribosomal subunit. Gene Ontology annotation, biological process: mitochondrial translational termination. The transcript has 4 exons. The record is from RefSeq and is a predicted model, not a curated record.
CAGACCGACUCACAGUGACCUACUGUCGGAGCAGUGGCCCUGGAGGGCAGAAUGUCAACAAGGGUGAGGAGACUGCUUGCUCAAUAACAUCAGAUUUUCCUGCUCUCACAGGCUACAGACCACCGUCACCUUGGCUCGAUGCUGUGUGACCCUCAUCCAAGGGGAUUCACCUCUGGUUCAACUGGAAGUGACAACAUAUUGAGUUGUAUCAUGUUCUUCUCUGGAAUCCUGACUGGUUGAUUGGGGAGCUUACUGCAUCGUGAUCAGGAGCUCGAGUCCUGGCUGUUUUUCAAUUCUGCAUCCACCCAGGGACUUAGUCUGUCACUAACCCAGAUGAGCAGCAGAGAUACCUGGACUGUUUUAGCAACAGGGCUGACCACAGUUUGACUGAGAUUCACUACCCACUCCACAUGUGGCCUACCAGUACUCAUGGGAAAAAUACCCACGUGUGGUAUAACCCUCAUAAAGGUGAACACCAAGGCAGAAGUGAGGUUCCAUGUGGCGACAGCUGACUGGCUCCCUGAGGAUGUGCGGAGUGUAAUCACUGCUAAGUACCGGAACAGAAUUAAUCGGGCCGGGCAGCUGAUUGUCACUUCGGAAAUCAGCAGGUACCAGAUGAAAAACCUUGCUGAUUGUCUGCAGAAGAUUCGGGACAUAGUGGCAUCAGCAAGUCAGAAACCCAAGCAGCCGUCCAAAGAGGAUGCUGAGAUUCGGAGAAUGAGGGUGGAGAAUAUGCAACGAGAACGGCUACGGCAGAAGAGGAUCCAAUCUACCAUCAAACGAGACCGACGAGUGGGAUUUGACUGAACAGUUAGUCACUGAACAACAAUGUAUGUGAACCUAGUGGGAGGAGGGUCAGCUCACUCACUAUCUCUAUCAUUUUGUACAAAAGAUAAAUUAAUAAAAUUGCUGCAAGUCA